Molecule: messenger RNA, 456 nt
Organism: Amblyraja radiata (thorny skate)
Lineage: Eukaryota; Metazoa; Chordata; Chondrichthyes; Rajiformes; Rajidae
Gene: ndufb3
Product: NADH:ubiquinone oxidoreductase subunit B3
Exons: 2
Coding region: 48-317 (89 amino acids)
Biological process (GO): mitochondrial respiratory chain complex I assembly; electron transport chain
Cellular component (GO): mitochondrion; respiratory chain complex I
Source: RefSeq, a predicted model, not a curated record
ACUUCCGGCGGCGCGGGCACUUCCGGUUCAUUUGGAGGACGCCGACGAUGGGACACGGACCCGAGCUGCCGGACUACAGGAGCUGGAGCCCGCGGGGCACCCCGCUGGAGGUGGUGCAGGAGCGGCUGGCACGGCGGGGCCUUCGGGACCCCUGGGCCCGCAACGAGGCCUGGCGGUACAGUGGAGGCUUUGCUAAACCAAUUACUUUCAGCGAUGUUUUCUUUCGAGGCUUCAAAUGGGGAUUUGCAGCGUUUGUUGUAGCUUUGGGUGUGGAAUAUGCACUACUAUCUCCAAAGAAGAACGGAGGACAUCAUUAGAGAAUGGACUCUUAAAACCAUUGAAACUUCCUGGAAGUUUUGUUAUCCUCAUAACUUUCCUUGAUUGAUGAACAAAUAACUAUCAUUUGAAAUGAGAUAUAAACUUCCUUUUAAGAAUAAAACAAUCUACUGUUACCAA